Phaedon cochleariae (mustard beetle) is the source of this 1952-nucleotide messenger RNA. NCBI's taxonomy places the organism in Eukaryota, Metazoa, Arthropoda, Insecta, Coleoptera, Chrysomelidae. The record is from the annotation of a GenBank genome assembly.
AGCCGCCAUGAUGCAACGUUUUCUCAAUAAAUCAGUGGUUGUUACUGGUUCUACAUACGGAAUUGGUUUCGCGAUUGCUGAACGAUUUGCUAUGGAAGGAGCGAAGGUAGUAAUAUCCAGCAGAAAAGAAAGCCAUGUUCAAGAAGCAACACAAAAACUUCGAAACAAAGGAUAUGAAGUAAAAGGUGCUAAUCCCGUUCCAUGUGAAAUACUAGACAGUCCAGAAAGCGCAUGGGACAAAACAUUCGAAAUAAACGUCAAGGCCCCAUUCCUUUUGACGAAAGAAGCUCUUCCACUUCUCAAGAAGAGCCAAGCUGGCAGAAUCAUCUACAUGAAUACCGGGACCGUCUACUUUCAUCUCGACUACCUGGGAGCAUAUAUAAGCAGCAAGAUGGCGCUACUGGGACUCAUGAAAAUGUCUUCCAGGCAAUUGGCGAAGCAUGCCGCCAUGCAACGUUUUCACAACAAAUCAGUGGUUGUUACUGGUUCUACAAACGGAAUUGGUUUCGCGAUUGCUGAACGGUUUGCUAAAGAAGGAGCAAAGGUAGUGAUAUCCAGCAGAAAAGAAAACCAUGUUCAAGAAGCAACACAAAAACUUCGAAACAAAGGAUAUGAAGUGAAAGGUGUAGUGUGUCACGUAUCAAAAGCUGAUGAAAGAAAGAAUUUGAUCGAGCAGGCUCAGGAGUAUGGAGGGAUCGAUAUUUUAGUCAUGAAUGCAGGUGCUAAUCCCGUUCCAUGUGAAAUACUAGACAGUCCAGAAAGCGCCUGGGACAAAACAUUCGAAGUAAACGUCAAGGCCCCAUUCCUUUUGACAAAAGAAGCUCUUCCACUUCUCAAGAAGAGCCAAGCUGGCAGAAUCAUCUACAUGAAUACCGGGACCGUCUACUUUCAUCUCGACUACCUGGGAGCAUAUAUAAGCAGCAAGAUGGCGCUACUGGGACUCAUGAAAAUGUCUUCCAGGCAAUUGGCAAAGCACGGUAUAACGCCGCCAUGCAACGUUUUCACAACAAAUCAGUGGUUGUUACUGGUUCUACAAACGGAAUUGGUUUUGCGAUUGCUGAACGGUUCGCUAAAGAAGGAGCAAAGAUAUGCUGGGCGUACUGGUACUGGUUUCUGUGGAGAAUCCACUUCUGAAACCAUGUUGAUUAUUUGUGAUUAUAUUGAAAGAACACAGGUAGUUAUAUCCAGCAGAAAAGAAAACCAUGUUCAAGAAGCGACACAAAAACUUCGAAACAAAGGAUAUGAAGUGAAAGGUGUAGUGUGUCACGUAUCAAAAGCUGAUGAAAGGAAGAAUUUGAUCGAGCAGGCUCAGGAGUAUGGAGGGAUCGAUAUUUUAGUCAUGAAUGCAGGUGCUAAUCCCGUUCCAUGUGAAAUACUAGACAGUCCAGAAAGCGCUUGGGACAAAACAUUCGAAGUAAACGUCAAGGCCCCAUUCCUCUUGACCAAGGAAGCUCUUCCACUCCUCAAGAAGAGCCAAGCUGGCAGAAUCAUCUACAUGAAUACCGGGACCAUCUACUAUCAUCUCGACUAUCUGGGUGCAUAUAUAAGCAGCAAGAUGGCGCUACUGGGACUCAUGAAAAUGUCUUCCAGGCAAUUGGCGAAGCAUGGUAUAACGGUGAAUAGCGUGGCACCGGGGCCAGUAUUGACAGCAUUUGGCGAAAUAUUUAGGGAUAAGGAAGAUGAAGUCGAUAUCUUAUGUCCUAUGAAAAGAUUCGGCACACCUGAAGAAGUGGCCAAUAUAGUAGCAUUUUUAGCGUCAGAAGAAUCGUCCUAUAUAACCGGUGAAAAUGUUGUUGUGAAUGGAGGAAUACCUUCAAGACUAUGAGGGGAAGAAGUUCAAUCAUUAAGGACUCUUGUACACAAAACAUUGAUAUUUAUCUACCAUGUGUAGCACUUGGAACAGCAACACCUCAUUUAUAUUUCAUUAGUUCAUUAUACAUGCAUUAUUGAAU